AUGUCUAUCACUUCUACUUUUGCACCAUCUACUUCCAUUAAUAACAUCAAAAAUCUCACAUAUAAUAUUCUAAAAACCUUUAAGGAUGGAAUUAUUAAGAGUAAAAAAUUUACAAAAUUAGAGCAUUGUUCAGUAUGCAAAGAUGAAAUUAUUUCACAUUUUCUUAAAGCAUUCACAACAUUAUCUUGCGGACAUGGCUUUCAUAGAAUUUGUAUCAAAAAAAAACUUUUACUUACAAUUCCAAAUACAUGUUCAUUUUCUGGUUGUAGUGAAGAAGUUAAAAUUAUUGAAACAGAGCAUAGAAGGGGCUCUGAAUCAAGUACAUCAUUAGUAGUUAGAAGAAUAGAAAAACAUAACCAAAGCACUAUUUCUUCAGAAAAAGAAUCUCACAAAAGACCUAAUGAAGAUAUCACUAAAAAUAAACUUUCUGAUAGUAUUCCUGAAACUACUAUUCGAAAAAAAAAGAAGAACCUAAAAGAUUUUUCACCUAUUUA
Cetraspora pellucida is the source of this 494-nucleotide messenger RNA. The record is from the annotation of a GenBank genome assembly. NCBI's taxonomy places the organism in Eukaryota, Fungi, Glomeromycota, Glomeromycetes, Diversisporales, Gigasporaceae.